Molecule: messenger RNA, 615 nt
Organism: Fraxinus pennsylvanica
Lineage: Eukaryota; Viridiplantae; Streptophyta; Magnoliopsida; Lamiales; Oleaceae
Source: the annotation of a GenBank genome assembly
AUGCUGAGCAGUAGCCAAGAUUCCCAGCAAAAAUCAUUCAGAAUUAAGCACGAUGAUGAAAAAAUUUUCUCCAGGCUUCUCUCUAAAGAAACCUCAAAGUCUAACCCGUCUUUCAGAGUUUACUAUGGUGAUGUUUCUAGUGCAGUGCCCUUCGUGUGGGAAACAACCCCUGGAACCCCUAAACACACAUUUUCUGACAAUUCAAUUCCACCACUUACUCCCCCUCCCUCUUACUAUUCCAAUAAAAACGUCAACAAGUCCUCGAGUAAGCACUCAAGAUCCAAGAUUCUGUACAAUUUACUCAAAAGGAUGAGUUUUAAGAAAGUUGUUCAUGUGGGCUCAUCUCCUCCUUCAUCUUCAGUGUCCCAUUCCUUGUCAACUUUAUCAUUUUCGACGUCAUCUUCGCUGUCUUCAUUUUCUGAUCCAACGACGCCUUCCUGCGGCCACCGGAGAAGGCGGUUUUCAAGCUGGGGAUCGUCUUUUGAUCAUGAUUAUGAUCAUCACCAUGAGGAAGUUAGAGGAUCUUCAAGGUCGUGUUUUGGGUUCAGAAGAGAUACUGGUGGGAGGACGACGAAGACAGCCUUUCUGUCCCUUUUAGGCCGUGGAUCUGGUUAA